This is a messenger RNA of Drosophila elegans, 1944 nucleotides long. RefSeq names its product probable cytochrome P450 309a2 (gene Cyp309a2). Lineage: Eukaryota; Metazoa; Arthropoda; Insecta; Diptera; Drosophilidae. Bases 284 to 1897 code for a protein of 537 amino acids. The transcript is spliced from 6 exons. The record is from RefSeq and is a predicted model, not a curated record. Gene Ontology annotation, molecular function: oxidoreductase activity, acting on paired donors, with incorporation or reduction of molecular oxygen; iron ion binding; monooxygenase activity.
UCAUUUUGAUUAUAAUUAUUAAUUACUGUUUUUUUUUUUUUAAAUCGGUUAGUUAACCGGUUAACGGUUAUUAUGGCUAUUAUUUUCUUAAGUUUUUUUUCCAAUCGAUUGUCUUAACAGAUCUAUUCAACAUUUCCAGGCACAAAGUUAUUGAACUCACAGUACUGCAAACAAAAGAAAAACAAGCUGUGCUGAUAAGUCAGCUUAAAAUAAAUGUGUAUAAAUAUCGGUUUGGAAACUUGUUAAUCUGUAGAUUGUCGAUCCGAGUCACAUCCGGAUUGCAAUGCUGCCGGAGCGCCGGGGCUUCCGUCCGUUUGAUCAGUUUUGGACGCGAUCCGAGGGAGGCUGCAGCCGCACGGAGCGCGGAAACAUGUACAUUCUGAUAUCGCUGGCCCUGAUCCUGCUGCACCUGCUCCUGCUGCCCAUCUACUUGUACCUCACCUGGCACCACAAGUACUGGCGCAAGCGUGGCUUGAUCACGGCUCGACCUUUGACCCUGCUGGGCACAUAUCCCGGCCUGCUCACCCGGAAGAGCAACCUAGUCCAUGAUGUGCAGCUGAUAUACGACAAAUACAAGGGCAAACAUCGUGCUGUGGGCGUUUUUGUGACCCGUCAACCGCAGAUCCUGGUUCUCGAUCCUGAGCUGGCCCACGAAGUGCUGGUCGAGAACUUCCGCUGCUACAAGGACUCGCUGACCAGUUCGUACAUCAGACAUGCCAAGUGGGACAAGUACGCCCGCCUGAAUCCUUUUUGGGCAUCUGGCAAGUCCUGGCGGCGCCUUCGCACAGAUGCCCAGGCAGGAAUCUCGGGACAUCGCCUGAAACAGGCCUAUAACAUUUGGGAGCAGGGUGGCAAGAUGCUAACCGACUACAUGACGCAGCAAAUUACAGAUCAAAAUAAUAUACUUGAGACCAGGGAUCUAUGUUUUAGGUAUACGGCCCAUGUGAUGGCUGAUUUUAUCUGGGGCAUCGAUGCCGGAACCCUUACUCGACCCAUGGAGCAGCCCAAUAAGGUGCAGCAAAUGGCCAGCAAGUGGACCAGUUAUGCCUUCUAUAUGAUCUCCAUUUUCAUGGCCUCCAUUGUGGCCCCUUGCAGUCGUUUACUAUUGCGUUUCCGCUUCUAUCCCAAGGAAACCGAUGAGUUUUUCUCAAAUUUAACCAGGGAAUCCAUUGAGGUGCGACUUAAAGGCGGCGGUGAUGCCUCUCGCACAGAUUACCUUUCACAUCUGCUGCAGCUUCGUGAUCAAAAACAGGCCACCCACGAUGAUUUGGUGGGUCAUGCCUUGACCGUCAUGUUGGAUGGUUACGAUACCACCGGCACAGCUCUGCUCCAUGCUCUUUAUUAUUUGGCGGAGUGUCCAGCUGUUCAGCAAAAGCUGCGCAUGGAGAUCCUCUCCAACUUGGAAUGCGACAAAAGUCUGGACUUUGACAAGCUCUGCAACCUGCCAUAUUUGGAGCAAGUGGUUUAUGAGUCCCUCCGACUGAGCAGUUUAAUUCCCCAGUAUACCAAAGUUUGCACUUUUCCCACCAUUAUUCAGCUGAGUGAAUUCAAGAGACUGAAUGUUGAGGACGGCAUGACCAUUAUGAUACCCAACUAUCAAUUCCAUCACGAUAAGAUGUAUUUUCCCGAACCCGAAGUUUUCAAACCCGAGCGUUUUGAUAAUGGCACAUAUCAGGAAUUAAUGCGAAAGGGUAUAUUUCUUCCAUUUAGCGAUGGUCCGCGUAUUUGCAUGGGCAAACGAUUGGCUCUGCUGACUUUGAAAUCUGCUCUCGUUCACAUACUCAGCGAUUUUCAAGUGGUCAGGGGAAAGGAACGCUUGAUACCCAGUGGAGAUGCUGGAUUUGGGGUUGUUCUUCAGGGAAAUGUUAAUCUGGAAUAUCGCCGCUUUUUAAGAUAGAAUUGUUUAUUAAUUAAUACAUUCAAGGUAUAUGAUUUUAUGAUGAA